Molecule: messenger RNA, 1870 nt
Organism: Salvelinus sp. IW2-2015
Lineage: Eukaryota; Metazoa; Chordata; Actinopteri; Salmoniformes; Salmonidae
Product: tubulin polymerization-promoting protein family member 3
Biological process (GO): microtubule polymerization; positive regulation of protein polymerization; microtubule bundle formation
Cellular component (GO): microtubule
Molecular function (GO): tubulin binding
Source: RefSeq, a predicted model, not a curated record
CCUCUGUUCUUCAUCUCCCUCCCCUCUCUCGCCAUCUCUCUCAUCAUUGUGAAGGUGGUGUGAGUGGCAGGGCUAGGAAGAGGACACACAGCAUUAGCACGGGCAUCCCCAGCAUCAUCACUCAGCAUCCCUUCACCUAAAAGGACAGAAUGGCAGAGGGCUCAGUAUCAGAAGCAGAGGUGGAGACGGCCUUCAAGAAGUUUGCCAUUCAUGGGGACACCAAGGCUAAUGGGAAGGAGAUGAAUGGCAAGAACUUUGCCAAACUCUGCAAGGACUGCCGGGUCAUCGACGGCAAGAACGUCACCGCCACCGACGUGGACAUCGUCUUCACUAAAGUCAAGGCGAAGACAGCUCGUGUGAUCACCUUUGAGCAAUUCAGCCAGGCCCUGUCAGAGUUGGCCCCAAAACGUUUUAAAGGGAAGGGCCAGGAGGAGGCGCUGCAGCAGCUCUAUGGCCUCAUAGCAGGGAAGGAGCCCUCCAACGCGGGCGUCACCAAAGUGGCCAAGGCAGCGGCGGUGGACAGACUGACAAACACCACCAAAUUCACGGGGGCACACAAGGAGCGUUUUGACGAGACUGGCAAAGGGAAGGGCAAGGCUGGGCGAGAGGAGAUCCCAGAUGCCAGUGGCUAUGUGGGGGCCUACAAGGGGAAGGGCACCUAUGAGGAUAAGGUCAAGGAAGCAUAGGCAGGAUAGAGGAAACAGAGAGAGAGCUACUCAGACCCUACCAUUUACCCCAAAACCCCCCUAAAUACUGGACUUUCAAUUAGAACUGAGAACUGCACAGGUACAGGAGGAUGGACUGUUUAGUCACUGGAUGCCAUAGUAUCAGGGGAGGCCAUCAUUGUAAAUAAUAAUUUAUUCUUAACUGACUUGCCUAGUUAAAUAAAGGUUACAUUUAAAAAUGUAAAAAUAUAUCCUCAGAGUUACAGGGUGGGGUUGGGGUGGUAGGAUGGAGAGGGGAGGUGUAACGGUUCCAGUGGGGAGUAAACCUGAAUAUGAAAUAUUACCUUUACUAGUUGAUAAAGAAUAAUGAUUUCUUAGGGAGAAAAUGUACUUAAAUAAUCUACAUACUCCCCCUUCGUAAAUGCUCCAGCCCAACCCCUGACCCCAUCCCUCCCAGCUUUACUAAACACCUCAGUCAGCGCACUUAUUACUACAGGAAGUAACUCAGCUCCCUAUUACUACAGGAAGUAACUCAGCUCCCUACUACUACAGGAAGUAACUCAGCUCCCUACUACUGCAGGAAGUAACUCAGCUCCCUACUACUACAGGAAGUAACUCAGCUCCCUACUACUACUAGGAAGUAACUCAGCUCCCUACUACUACAGGAAGUAACUCAGCUCCCUACUACUACAGGAAGUAACUCAGCUCCCUACUACUACAGGAAGUAACUCAGCUUCCUACCACUACACACAUUGUGCCUUAUCAUUGAGGUUGCUUCUAACACUAAUGCCCUGGUAUUAUGCACUUCUUUCACCCACAUCCUUCUCAACUGAUGUACAUAGCUUCAUCUGCUCUGCUAUAAUAACUGUAUAUUGGAAAUAUAAAUGGAUGAAUUCAUAAAUACAUUAUUAGAUGAUGUAAUAGAUUAAUGAAUGGUGAAUACAUUCAAAGAUAUAUAGACUGUAUCUGGACAUUAUAGUCCUUUGCUUGUGCUGUAGAUUGGACACAUGGAAUAAGAGACAGAUGAGUCCUCUCCUCCUCUGAGAAGAUGGGAACACUGUCUGUUGGAGGACUYGGAGCCUCCUGACUACACUGUUGUUCUGUCCUUCCUGAUCAUUGUACAGUCUAGCUGUGUCUCCCUCUGUUCUGAAGAGCUGGAAAAUACUAUGUAAACGCUCAAAUAAAUCACUGAGCAGCAAAUCAGA